This is a messenger RNA of Zingiber officinale, 468 nucleotides long. RefSeq names its product collagen alpha-1(I) chain-like. The record is from RefSeq and is a predicted model, not a curated record. The transcript has a single exon. Lineage: Eukaryota; Viridiplantae; Streptophyta; Magnoliopsida; Zingiberales; Zingiberaceae. The coding region runs from base 1 to 468 and encodes 155 amino acids.
AUGAAAUCUCCACCGCCGAAUCUGAAGUCUCUGCUGCCACUGAAGCUCCCAUCGGAUCUUAAUCCUUUGCUGCCCCUAGACGUCUUGUUGAAUCUGAAGCCCUUGCUAGAUCUGAAGGCCCCCCGGGCCACAGGGGCCUCCGGGGCCUCGAGCCUGAGGGGUGAGUUGGCCGGUGGGGCCUGCUGGCGUUAUGGGGUCUGCUGGCAUGGCCCUGUUGGGCCUUUAGGCCCUAAUGGUCCUACUAGUAGGAUUGGUCACACUGGCCCUAUAGGUCCGCUUAGGCCUACUGACACUACAGAAGGAGCUGGCCCAACAGGGUCCAUUGGCCCCACUAGGCCUAGGGGCCAUGUUGGACGACCUGGCCCUAUAGGUUCGCGUGGCCCGCUUGGCCCACGUGGCCCUGCUAAACCUCCAAGGCCUCUUGGUCCCACUAGGCCAGUCGACCCACAAAGACCCACUGGACCUUAG